AUGGCUACGCGUGCCCCUUCACACUUCGCAACCAACCUGCUCCGGCAAAUCGGCCGACGCGACGCCGCCGAGCUGACAAUAUGUCGGCGUUGCCGGCUUCGACCGCGCCGCAUACACACAACUGCUCGUUUGGCUUCGAGAGACCCGGCUCCAAUAACGCAACGUCCACUACCCCCGACUGUGGCGAGGACACGACUUCAACAAGCGCGAGUAGCUCCGCUAAGCUUGCUUGUCGGCGGUGGCCUACUCGCCUCCCUCCUGGCGUACAACCAACUCGGCGACGACAGACCAACUGCUACCACCACGCCCUUGACCGACGACCGAGAUCCAUCGCUCCCUCGCUUCCGCCUAGCCGAGAUACGCAAGCAUGACAGCUCAUCUUCCCAACCAUGGGUAACGUUCGAAGACAAAGUCUACGAUAUCACGGAUUGGGUUCCAGCGCACCCCGGUGGUGACGUGAUCCUCCGGGCGGCUGGCGCGGCCAUCGAGCCUUACUGGAACAUCUUCACCAUCCACAAGUCGCAACAUGUCCGGGACAUUCUGGAACAGUACCUGAUCGGGUACAUCGACAAGGCUGACCUAGGCCCGGAUGGCCUGCCAGCCGCCGAGACGAUCGAAGACCCGUUCGUGGACGAUCCGGUCCGAGACCCGCGGCUCAUUACACACACCGCAAAACCACGGAAUGCCGAGCCGCCCAACGAGGAGCUUGACCGCACGUUCCGCACGCCCAAUGAGCUGUUCUACAUACGCCACCACAUGUGGGUGCCCGUAGUGGACGAAUCGAAGGCGGACGAGCAUGUUCUCACGUGGCAGCGGCGCGACUACAAGUCCUUCGGCCCCAACGAGGGCGCCAACCCGGACUGGGACCGCGCCCUCUCCAUCCAAGAGAUGCCCGUCACCAGUGCCAUCACCGGCGUCUGGGUAGGCGAUUGCGUACGACGAGGGCGCGUCCCCUGGAUGGGCAGCAAAGAGAUCGCCCACGCAACGUCUCAACAACCGGAUCAAAGCAGCCGAAUUCUCGACAUGGCCGCCGUCCCUAAGAAGGUCGGCUUCACGCCCGAGUCCCGCACCUCCAUCCCGCCAAGCAGCGCGGAUACCCCCUGUCCCAGCGAAACGCCCGCCGAGCCCAUCGCGCUGCAAGGGUACGCCUACUCCGGGGGCGGCCGCGCCAUCGCCCGCGUCGACGUGUCCCUGGACGGCGGCAAGACGUGGGACCAAGCGGAGCUCGUCGACGACUGCGGCUCGGGCGACGGCAGCGGCGGCGGCGGGUGUUUCGGGAACAAGACAUGGACGUGGAAACGCUGGCGGUACGUGGGCAAGCUGCCCGUCCUGUCCCUCCCCAACGACGACGACGGCGGUGCUGCCACCGCCAACGACGGCGGCGCCGCGGCGGAUAAGGGCAGCGGGGGCGGCGGCGGCUGCCACGACCGGAGACGGCCCAAGCACUGCACCACCCUGGUGGUCAAGGCCACCGACGACGCGUACAACACCCAGCCCGAGAGCCACAGGGGCAUAUACAACGUGCGCGGCAACCUCGCGACCGCGUGGCACCGCGUCAAGAUCUGCCCGCGGUGCACGGACAACGGCGACGGCAAGGGGCUGACCUGGUCCACCGGCGAGACGUACGGGUGCGGCUUUAGGAAGGAGGCCGAGGAGGUCCUGGAGGGGAUGAGGAGGCAGGGGGCAACGCCCGGGAAUGGGGCUGCCCCUGGGGUGGGUAAGCAGUGA
Thermothielavioides terrestris NRRL 8126 is the source of this 1728-nucleotide messenger RNA. RefSeq lists its product as uncharacterized. The coding region runs from base 1 to 1728 and encodes 575 amino acids. The record is from RefSeq and is a predicted model, not a curated record. NCBI's taxonomy places the organism in Eukaryota, Fungi, Ascomycota, Sordariomycetes, Sordariales, Chaetomiaceae. The transcript is spliced from 2 exons. Gene Ontology annotation, molecular function: molybdenum ion binding; oxidoreductase activity. Gene Ontology annotation, cellular component: mitochondrion.